Molecule: messenger RNA, 2517 nt
Organism: Myotis lucifugus (little brown bat)
Lineage: Eukaryota; Metazoa; Chordata; Mammalia; Chiroptera; Vespertilionidae
Product: NACHT, LRR and PYD domains-containing protein 9
Biological process (GO): regulation of inflammatory response
Cellular component (GO): cytoplasm
Source: RefSeq, a predicted model, not a curated record
AUGGCCGAAUCUUUUUUUUCUGACAUUUGCUUGCUGUCGUACCUAAAGGAGCUGAGGAAGAAUGAGUUCUGGAAAUUUAAGGAGCUCCUCAAGCAAGAACCCAAACAAUCUGACCUCGGGCCGAUCCCAUGGCCAGAGCUGAAGAGGGCUUCCAAAGAUGAUCUGGCCAAGUUGCUAUGCAGGCAUUACCCAGGCAAACAGGCCUGGGAAGUCGCCCUGAGGCUGUUUCCUCAGGUCAAUCGGAGAGACCUCUGGGCCAAGGCCGGGGAUGAGAUCAGAAGUCAGAUCAACCCGUAUAAAAGCCACAUGAGGAAAAAGUUCUCUGACAUAUGGCAGAACGAGACGUGCCUGGCGGUGCCAGAGAGCUUCCACGCGGAGUCCACCAAGACUGAAUAUGAGAGGCUGAGCGAGGCGUUUGCGGCCGACAAGGUGGGCGAGCACUCGGUCACGGUGGCCCUGGGCAGCGCGAAGGCGACCGGGAAGACCACGCUGCUGAGGAAGGUGAUGCUGCAAUGGGCCGAGGGCAACCUCUGGAAGGGCCGGUUCACCUUUGUCUUCUUCCUCAACUGCUGCGAGAUGAACAUCAUCGACAAGACCAGCCUGGUGGAGUUCCUCUCCAAGGACUGGCCCGAGUCUUCCGAGCCCAUCCACGACGUCUUCUCCCGGCCCGAGAAGAUCCUGUUCAUCAUAGACGGCUUGGAGGACCUGAAAGUCGACAUGGGCCUGGACGACGACCUGUGCAGCGGCUGGGAGCAGCCGGGGCCGGUCCACGUGGUCCUGCGGAGCCUGCUGCAGAGGACGCUGCUGCCGGAGGCCUCCCUGCUGGUCUCCCUGAGCGGGGAGUGGCUCAGGAAGUUCAACUACCUGCUGCGCCACCCGGUGUUCGUCUACCUCCCCGGGUUCUCGGGCCACUUCAAGUGGCUCUAUUUCUCCCGGUUCUUCCAGGACACGGACCAGGCCGACCAGGCCUUCAGUGUGGUGAGUGGCCACAAGCCACUGUUCACCCUGUGCCAGUACCCCCUGGUGUGCUGGCUGGUGUGCGAGUGUCUGAAAAAGCAGCUGCAGAGAUGCCAGCCCCUGGGGGUGAACUCCCAAACCACCACGUGUAUCUACUCCUCCUUCCUCACCAACGUGUUCCAGCCGGAGUGCACGGGCUGGGCGCUGGGCCACUGCCACAGCCGCCUCAAGUGCCUGUGCGCCUUGGCGGCCGAGGGCACGUGGGCUGGCCGGUUCGCCUUCCAGCCCUCGGACCUGGACGAGAACACGGUGUCGGAGGCCCACGCCCUGGCCUGGGUGAGAAUGGGGCUCCUGCGCCAGAACGGGAGCCGCUGGGUCUUCCCGCACCAGUCCUUGCAGGAGUUGUGCGCCGCUCUGUGGUACCUGCUCAGGCUCCCCCGGGAGCCGCAGCACCCCCGCAUCUGCAGCGCCACGCAGCUGGUCACGGCCACCAUGACCGAGGCCCCCUUCUACCUGAAGGACACGGCACUCUUUCUGUUCGGGUUCGCCACGGAGCGGGUGGCCGGCCUGCUGGAGGCGGCCUGGGGCUUCGAGCUGGCCGCGAGCCUGCGGGAGGAGAUCACGCAGUGCCUGCAGGGCCUGAGCCAGCAGGUGGCCCGCGGCGAGCUGCAGAUCAACUUCCAGGAGCUGUUCAACUGCGUGUUUGAGACGCAGGACCCCGGCUUCGCCACACAGGUGAUGAGCAUGUUUCCGGACAUUGACGUGUGCAUCAGCAAACCCGACGACCUGAUGACCUACGCCUGCUGCCUCCAGUACGCCCUGAACCUGCAGACUCUCCACCUGAGCGUAGAGGACGUGUUCUCGGAAGACUCCAGAGGCCUGUUAGACAAAGACCGGAAACUCUCCUACUGGCGGGCCCUGUGCUGCGUGUUCACCAACAGCAGGGACUUCCAGAUGCUGGAUUUGGACAACUGCAUUUUCAACGAGGCCUCCCAGGCGAUCCUCUGGAAGGCACUGGCUCAGCCCACUUGCAAACUUCAAAAGUUGGUGUACAACUUUGCUUCCAACGUGGGAGAGAGCGCAGACUUCUUUAAGGCCCUGGUUCACAACCCCAACCUGACCUACCUGAACCUGCACGGCACCAACCUGUCCUCCGAGGAGGUCGCGCAGCUGAGCGAGGCGCUGAGGCACCCCAUGUGCAGCAUCCAACAGCUCAUCUGGGGCAAGUGCGACAUCACCGAUGAGGCCUGCGAAGACAUCGCGCUGCUCCUGGUGAGCAGCCGGAAGCUGAAGCUGGUGUCGCUGAUGGAGAACCCGGUGAUGGACAGCGCCCUGCUGCUCAGCGAGGCGCUCAAGCACCCGGACUGCGCGCUGGAGUCGCUGCUACUGACAUACUGCUGCCUCACCUCUGACGCCUGUGACUACAUCGCCCAGGCCCUCGUGCGGAGCACCACUCUGUCCCUUCUUGAUCUGGGGUCCAAUUUCCUGGAAGACAGUGGAGUGAAGCUUCUCUGUGAAGCAUUGAGGCAGCCAAGCUGCAACUUACAGCAGCUGUGGUAG